Messenger RNA from Symbiodinium necroappetens, 492 nucleotides. The record is from the annotation of a GenBank genome assembly. NCBI's taxonomy places the organism in Eukaryota, Dinophyceae, Suessiales, Symbiodiniaceae.
AUGGUCACCAAGCACUACAUGGGACAGGGGCGCACCAUCGCUGAAGUGUUGCGAAAUGUCAAAGCACAGAACCCGCUGCCCGUCAUCGACGACAUCGUGGCAGCAAUUCCACAUGUGGCAGCAGAAAUUGUGCAGCUCAUCGGCGCCGAUGUGACGAGCGACAUCGUCGAGUCUGUGCGGGGCACCCUCUAUGCCUACACCGGGGUGGGGGUGUCUGCCGGCGUCUUCCUCGGCUGGCUGGACACCGACGGCUAUGCCAUGAUGGGAGCGCUAGGCCAAGCUAGCCUUCUGAAGAGCGUUGCCCUGAGCUUUCGCGUGGGCAUUUCUGAAGACAAGAUGUCUUCACGCCUCGUGAUGGUGGUUGGAAAUGUGGGCUUCGAGGCGACCCUAAAGCUGAGAGUGCCGCCGCCUUCCGUCGGAUCGGCCGAAAAAGCUCUGACCCUUACAGAAGGAUCCGACAGCAUUCAGAAUAUGCCACAGCUCGUUUCCUGA